AUGGAAGGGGGAAGAAAGAAGAGUGACACGGAGAGGGAGAGAGAGGAGAAGGGAGAAAAGAAGAAGGAGAGGAAAAGGGUGGUGGGUGAGGCUGGCCCAAAAAAAGACAUGUUGGAAUCGGAUGAUAAGAAAAGGAGGAUGCAGAUAGUGCAAGAGAGACAGGCCGGACAGAGUAAGGAGAAGAUUGGGAAGAAGGAGAAAGAGAGAGAGAGGCUCAAGAAGAUUUGGAAGAAAGAGAUGGACAGGAGGAAGGCUUUGAAGAAGCAAGGAGAGGAAGAAGUCAAAGCAAAAAAUGAAAAGAAUGUUGUGAAGAAAGGGCACAAACGGGUGGAGCUUCUCAAGAAGAUGGCUAAGAAAGAGCAGAGAGAGGUAGAAGCCAGGCCAAAAAUGAAGAGAAAGACCAAUGAGGAUGCGGAGGAACCUGAGAAGAAAACAAAGAACACUGUAGAGCAGGAACUUGGGCCAACGAAGAACCCUGCUGAGGAGAAGGAAAUGAAUCAAAAGGACCUAAAGAAGCACUUGAUGAAAAUUAAAAAGCAAAAAGAAGAAAGGAGAAAACAUCUGAAGGAGGCGGAAUAUCAGAAAGAGAUGUCAAAGAAACAGAAGAAAGCGGCUGAGGUUCUUCUGAAAGAUCUUACCAAGAAAGAGCCGAAAGAGGCAGAGUUUCUGAAGGUCUGGCCAAAAAAUGAGAAGAUGAAGAAAGAAGGAAACCAGCAAUGGAGAUGGUGGGAGGAAGAAAGGAAUGAAGAUGGGACGAAAUGGAGCUUCCUUGAACACAGGGGACCAUUGUUCCCUGCGGAAUACCAACCGUUUCCCGAUGAUGUGAAUUUCUACUAUGACGGGAAAGCAGUAAAACUGAAUCCACGCGCAGAGGAAGUGGCCUUCUUCUAUGCUCAGAUGCUGGAUCGUGAGUGCAUCACCUGUGAGGUGUUCCGUAAGAACUUCCUCACAGACUGGAGAAGGGAGAUGACUCCAGAGGAGAGGAUGUUGAUAACGGACCUGAAUAUGUGUGAUUUCUUCGAGCUCUUCUACCUAAACAAGAGGAGGGUGGAUGCCCAAUAUAACAUGAGCAAGGAAGAGAAACAGGCCAUCACAGAGGCCAAUAACAGGCUUACGGAAGAGUAUGGCUUCUGCACUCUGAACCAGCACCGUGAAUGCAUCAGAAACUUCCGGAUUGAGCCCCCUAGCCUCUGCUGUGACCACUGGGACCACGCCAAAGAGGGCAUGCUGAAGAGGAGGAUUCAGCCUGAGGACAUCAUCAUCAACUGCAGCAAACAGGCACGGAUCCCAGAGCCCCCUGCUGGUCACCGGUGGAAGGAAGUUUGCCAUGACAACACUGUCACAUGGCUAGCCAGUUGGACAGAGAACAUUCAGGGCGCCCGCAGAUACAUCAGGCUUAACACCAGCUCCAAACCUCAGGGUGAGAAGGACUGGGAGAAGUAUGAGCUGGCCCAGAGACUGAACUCCUACAUGGACCAGAUCCGGUCCCAGUACUACCACGACAUGGAUUCGGCAGAGAUGGUGAUUCGGCAGAGAGCCACCGCUCUCUACUUCAUUGACAAACUGGCCAUCAGGGUAGGGAGCGAAAAGAAGGUGAGCUGCUCCUCUCUCCGUGUGAAGAACAUCACUCUGCACAAAGACGGGAACGAGUACAGGGUGGAGAUCAACUUUCUGAGCAAAGACCUCAUCCGCUCCUACAACAAAGUUCCCGUCACAAAGAGGGUCUAUGAAAACCUUGAGAAUUUCCUAGAGAACAAGAAGGCGGGAGACAAAUUAUUCAACCUACUGACCACUUCCACUCUAAAUGAGUACAUCAGCUCUCUGAUGCCUGGUCUGACCGGCAAAGUAUUUAGAACAUACAACGCCUCUGUAGCCCUGCAGAAGAGCCUGAGAGAACUGUCCAGCUUGUCAGAUGGCCUGGCUGAGAAGCUGCUUGCCUACAACAGGGCAAACUGUGCAGCUGCAGUUCACUGUAACCAGCAGCAUGCGGAGUCAAACUUUGAGCUGUCCAUGGCUGAACUGCAUGCCAAGAUUGACAGUAUGACACAGGAGCUCGUCCAGGCCAAGACUGAGAUAUGGAAUGCCAAGGGCUACCCCGACAGCAAGUGGCAUGUUGAGGUUAAGAAAAAGCAGAUAGCCACACGCCAGCUUGAGGACCAGCUACUGCAGCUGAACAUUCAGGCCAUUGCCAGAGAGGAGGGCAGGCAGAUCGCCCCGAGCACCAACUACCUGGACCCCCGCAUCACCAUCGCCUGGUGCAUGAACAUGAAUGUGCCCUUGAAGAAAAUCUAUAACAAAAGCCUGAGAGUGAAGUUCGCCUGGGCUAUCGACACGACCAGAGCUGACUUUGAGUUCUGA
Molecule: messenger RNA, 2358 nt
Organism: Conger conger (European conger)
Lineage: Eukaryota; Metazoa; Chordata; Actinopteri; Anguilliformes; Congridae
Product: DNA topoisomerase I, mitochondrial-like
Exons: 15
Coding region: 1-2358 (785 amino acids)
Biological process (GO): DNA topological change; DNA replication; chromosome segregation
Cellular component (GO): nucleolus; chromosome
Molecular function (GO): DNA topoisomerase type I (single strand cut, ATP-independent) activity; DNA binding
Source: RefSeq, a predicted model, not a curated record